GGGGAUUUCCCAGCCUCUGGUCCGGGCGCCUCCUUCCUCCGGCUCGGGCAUUUCUUUCUCUUUCUCCUUUUUUAAUAUUUUUUUUGCUGUUUAAAAGGUGGGGGGUGUGUAUGUGUGUGUGUGUUUUUUUUCCCGUGGUGCUCCGGCGGUUCCCGGAUGUCUGUGAGCUGAGGGUGAAAGAAAAGUGAGAGAGAGAGAGAGAAAUCAUCAUCAUCAUCAUCAUCAUCAUCAUCAGAGAGAGACAGGGGACAGAGGGAGAGAGACAAGGACGGGAUAAAGAGGGAGAGACAGGGAAGGAGAGAGAACAGGGCGAGGAAGAAACACAUCGGGGAAAGCAAAGGGGAUAGACAGCAGUGAAAAGCUGAAGGCCUUAUAGUCCAGGAGAGAGGAGCAGACAGGGAGAGAGAGAGGAGAGGAAGAGGAAGAGAGAGGGAGAUUGGGAGAGAGAGGGAGAGGGGGGGUUUUAACACUGAGGCUGGUCUAAGGAUAUUCCAAUGAAGGUGAAGGACUGACAGGGGAGGGAGGGAGGAGGGGGAAACAGGAGGCUAUUCCCCAAGCUCAGUCCAACAAGCAGAGUCUGCUUCUCACUGUUCAUUUUAUUAAAACCUACACAUUGGAGCUAAAGGAGAAACUGAAAAGAGGUUUUGUUGAUGAAGGAGAGGCGGUGGCCGCCUCCUCCUCCUCCUGUUUCCAGAGGAAGUUACAUUAAAGAGGACAACCACCUUUCUCUCUCUUGCUCUUUCUGAGCUUGUGAAUAAUGGACUCUGACUCCAUACUACAUGACAAGAUAGUGGAAUACAUGAAUGCAUCUGGACGCGAUGACCUUAAUGAGGCUGAACCCCCUAAGAAACUUGUAUUGGAAAAGAAUACAUUUAAUCAGACUAAACUCAGCAAUGGGACACCGAGUAUGAUAUCAGCCAAGCAACGUGCAGCUUCUACUAGUUAUGAGAAACAGAAAGAGCAGUGUGUGAAAUACUUUGACCAGUGGACAGAAACCGAUCAGGUGGAAUUCGUCGAGAACUUGAUAUCCCGAAUGUGUCACUAUCAGCACGGCCACAUCAACUCUUACCUGAAACCAAUGCUGCAAAGGGACUUUAUCACAGUCUUACCAGCCCGUGGUCUGGAUCACAUUGCAGAGAACAUCCUCUCGUUCUUGGAUGCCCGGUCACUGUGCGCUGCGGAACUUGUGUGUAAGGAAUGGUAUCGGGUGAUCUCCGAUGGAAUGCUCUGGAAGAAGCUGAUGGAACGCAUGGUGCGCACGGAUUCCCUCUGGAAAGGUCUCUCGGAAAGAAGAGGAUGGAUCCAAUAUCUGUUGAAAAACAAGCCCUCCGAUGGUAUUCUACCUCCAGAUUCCUUCUACAGAUCUCUGUAUCCCCAAAUUAUACAGGACAUAGAGACCAUUGAAUCUAACUGGCGGUGUGGGCAUCACGGUUUACAGCGGAUACACUGCCACAGUGAGACGAGUAAAGGUGUAUAUUGCUUACAGUAUGAUGAUCAAAAAAUUAUCAGUGGUUUACGUGACAACACUAUCAAGAUUUGGGACAAGAACACACUGGAGUGUAAGAAUGUUCUGACAGGGCACACCGGCUCCGUGCUGUGCCUGCAGUAUGAUGACAAAGUGAUCAUUACUGGAUCCUCAGACUCCACAGUAAGAGUGUGGGAUGUUGGUACAGGGGAGAUGUUAAAUACACUGAUUCAUCACUGUGAAGCUGUCCUGCAUCUCCGCUUCACCAAUGGAAUGAUGGUCACGUGCUCCAAGGAUCGUUCAAUCGCUGUGUGGGAUAUGAGCACCUCCACGGACAUCACCUUGCGUAGAGUCCUGGUCGGCCACAGGGCAGCUGUCAAUGUUGUGGAUUUUGAUGAUAAGUACAUCGUAUCAGCUUCUGGAGAUAGGACGAUCAAAGUGUGGAACACUGGCUCCUGCGAGUUUGUGCGAACACUGAAUGGUCAUAAACGGGGCAUCGCCUGCCUGCAGUACAGGGACAGACUAGUCGUCAGCGGUUCCUCUGAUAACACAAUCCGGUUGUGGGAUAUUGAAUGCGGUGCUUGUCUGCGAGUUCUGGAGGGUCAUGAAGAACUAGUUCGAUGUAUUCGCUUUGACAACAAGCGAAUAGUUAGUGGAGCCUACGAUGGCAAAAUUAAAGUGUGGGACCUAGUGGCUGCGUUGGACCCCCGAUCGCCAGCCGGGACCCUCUGUCUGCGAACAUUGGUGGAGCAUUCCGGGAGAGUAUUCAGGCUUCAGUUUGACGAGUUCCAGAUAGUGAGCAGUUCUCAUGAUGACACCAUCCUGAUCUGGGAUUUCCUGAAUGUGCCCUCCGAGCAAGGGGACGGCUCGCAGUCAGCACCCCGCACGUACACCUACGUCUCCAGAUAGGUGCAGGCAUCUCGCGUCAGACCAGUCAUGGAUGUCUCAAAUUCAGCUUUUAGGCACUUAAAAAUUAAUGAUCCUGAGCCACACAUUCAUACAAGGAAGCGGUCAUUUUGAAGGGGACUCAUUUCAGGAUGUGGGACAGCGAGCAGUGAGUACCUGCUCAAUGAAGAAUGAAAGCACUUCUGAGAAGAAAAACAAAUCCCCACACAUCAUUGCAUCAACGGAAGAAGUUUCAACUGGAUUUCCACCUCCAUCUCAAAGUAACGCAACAAAACCCAAUUAAUUUUGUAAGUUUGUAUGGACUGAUUUCUUGAAGGAACUUUAAAGACGCAGGAAAAACUAAAAAACAAAAUUCUCUAAAAGGGAACAGUGAAAGGCCCCCGGAAUUGGUGAUGGGUUGUGCUGAAAUGACCAAAUCUGUACUGUUGCAGAUUUUUUUUCUUUCUCCCACUUAGCAUCAGAGUUUGAAGAAGCUCCCCAACUAAUGGUACUGAGCCCCAGAGAGCAGAAGAUCCCAGGUGUUAACUGGAGUUGGUCGAGGUGUCUCUGAACCUGGGGUGCAAGCUAGUUGGAGGAGGGUGGGUUUGGGUUUGGGGUGGGGGUUGGUUGAAGAGAGGGAGAAAUGAAAUCAGCCAGAUUUGCUUUUCUUAAAUACUACCCCUCCUUAACCACUGCCUAUAAAGCGAGGACAGAAUUGGGCUCUACGGUGAUGCCACGGCUAAACAGCCUGUGAAGGAUACCAGCUUGGGUCUGAUCGUGAAAGGCUGCUGCCCAUGGAACUGUACUCCAGUAAAACUCCACACCCUCCAGAGAGGAGGGGGCGAGAAAUAGACACUUAGCAUCAAGGGUUUGAUUUGAGUAAUUCCUAAGGGGUGUGUUCUGAUGCUGUGUUUCCUGAAUAACCAAUAAAACGUUGCAACUUUGCAGUGGAGAUUGUGAUGUUGGGAUUGUUCUCCUAUUAAUCAGUUGUCCUCACUGGAAAGAACAAUGACAUUGUGAACAUGUAGUGGGGGCAACCCAGUCGCUUGAUGGAUUUGCAUUACUAUGAUGAAGUAUGCCACCAUCCUGUUAUCAUCUCGACUUGGCCAGCUCACCAUCCAGAAUAAAGUAACUGCCAAAAUAAACUCAAUACACACACACACACACACACACACACACACACACAGCAUCGCAACCAAUUGGAUCCAGGUCUGCCCUGUUGUUUGACAAUCACAGGCUCAAUUUGAUCCUGAGCUGAGAGGGGUGGCAUUGUUGGUGGUGGAUUGGGCCUUGGCUGCUGCUUCCAACCAAUACUUGAUCCCCAAAUGGACAUGAGUUGAGGGCAGGAUCAAACUCGGCCGCAAAGCUGAAAAGCCUGUUGACCAUUGCUCGUUGGGAAAGCAAGGUUAAUACAAAGGGUAUGAGCAGGUCACUGCCAGCCCCCUGAAAGCUGUACCCUGUCAUAGUAAGAGAGUGGCAGUCACCUGUAGUGUUGUACCUUGGGAGGUGUCACCUGGAGUGCUGCCGGUUCUCAUAAACCACAUUGAGCAGCCCAGUUAUUAAAGAUGGGAGAAAACUGUCAGAGAAAAGGCAACAGUGCAGAAGGGGCCUCAGCACUGCUCUGAUUAGCACCUAUGAUGUAUAAUUGUAUAAUCUCCACCUUCUGUCCGAGAGGAAGGUGAUGGAUUGUGUUGCUAGAAGCCAAUGUGCAAUUUACAGUUACUAUUGUACAGUUUGUGUAUAGUACCUUGUGUUUAGUUUAUUUUAAAAAGUAUUCUCUGUAAAACUUUUCUUUAAUCAUUGAUGAAACCCCAGGGCUCUUAAAGGUCAAAUUUCAGUAGUGUCUCAUGACGGCCGGUCCGUGUUGUGGAGAAGUUUUUUGGGCGGUGGGGAGGGGAUGUUAGUAUCAGUGUUUUAUGUUUCUUUUCUGUGUUUGCUUCCCCCCACCCCCUCCCAACCCCUGAGUUGAACACUACAGAAAAUUGCUGAUCAAGAAAGCCUUAACCACAUGGGAGUUGGGAGGUACUGCUAUGAUCAGCACACUCCCCCAAACUCUAGGUAUUUAUGCCACUUUGGACUUAGAAUUGUUGACUUUUGGAGGAGGGAGGGUAGGGAAAUGAAGGUAAAGCAGGGUGAGCUAGCUUCCCCUCAACCCCCACUCCACUCCCAGGGGUAUGUAACCGGGCUCUGGGUUCAAUCCUCACUCUGUGCAUUGAAUGAGCUUCUCUGAGCUGGGGAAUUGGUGUGGUGGUAGCGGGGGGGAUGCCUGCAGGAGAGGUAGCAUCAAGUGGACUCUCUGUACUCAACCCUGGGAUCAGUCAAGAGUUCACUGAUGAAGAUCACUAUCCGGUGCCCAUUGCUGGGUUCAGGGCCGGGCGAUGCCUCACACAGAUUCAUGGCCAAAGCUCAUCCAGUUUCAAGAGGUGACCAAUGUGCUCUUGGGCCAGCGGUGUUUUGGUCUCUGGGAAGCUGGACUCUAAAACCUUAGUGGGAUGUGGUAAGAAAGAGAACAAGGUUGUUGAUUCAGCCUAGUUCUUCCCCAGAUAUGUCACUGUAAUUCCUCAGCAAAUUACCCCUGGUUUCCCCACCAACUUGUGACUUUCAAACUAUCAGGCGAUGCCCAGGUUUCUAACAUGUCAUUUCUCCACAAUGCAACUCCACUCAAUCUAAACUUCUCCCCCGCGCACUCCCACAUUUUUUGGGGGGGGUACAAGCUCUCCUUUUAUCAGUUCACCGUGGCUUUGGUAGCAAUUUGUGCUAUUUUUCUACAUUUUCUUGUUUUGAGGUAUUGUUCUGUGGAUUAUUUAUGUAGUCUUUUUAAAAACAAAAAAUGCAUUCUUUAAGAUAUGUGGUUCAUGAUUAAAUUGCAACUUAUCAUUCUCCCAA
This is a messenger RNA of Carcharodon carcharias (great white shark), 5236 nucleotides long. Its product is annotated as F-box/WD repeat-containing protein 1A. NCBI's taxonomy places the organism in Eukaryota, Metazoa, Chordata, Chondrichthyes, Lamniformes, Lamnidae. The record is from RefSeq and is a predicted model, not a curated record. Gene Ontology annotation, molecular function: protein dimerization activity. The transcript is spliced from 13 exons. Bases 758 to 2374 code for a protein of 538 amino acids.